Blepharisma stoltei is the source of this 954-nucleotide messenger RNA. NCBI's taxonomy places the organism in Eukaryota, Ciliophora, Heterotrichea, Heterotrichida, Blepharismidae. The record is from the annotation of a GenBank genome assembly.
AUGAGAAAAAUGGAAGAUCUAAAUGAAGCAGUUUUUAAGUAAACUCUACACAGAGCUACACUAGAAAGUAUCCACAGCAUUUUGGCACCUGAUAGUCUUUUGGUGUCCUAUAAAAAGCCUAUUCCUGAAGACCAAAAAGAAGCUGCAAUUUCACUCGCAAAGUCUCUCCUUCCAGGAGAUAUUAUAAUGGUAAUCGCUAUUCAGACACAAACACCUGGAAGAGCUUACACAUCUUUAAGGACAAUGGCAUAUUCUUAUUUUGACCACGUUGCAGUACUAGUUGACAGUGAGACCUGCUUACAAGUUGGACCACCCAGGGUGAGACUGAUCCCUUCCUACCACUUUUUAUUGUUUUCAAGAAAACCUUUUGUAUUGAGGGUUAAAGAUAACAUAAGAGCUCAAUUUUUAGAAAAUAUCAGAAGUCUAAAUAACCAGAAAUACGAAAGCACAAAAGCUCUUACGACUUGGCUAUAUUUAGUUUUAUAUGAAAGAUUUAGAAUCACUCUAAAAGUCCCAUCAGAAGACAGAAGAAUUUGUACUGAUAGCAUUUUGAGUGCUUUGCCAAACAUUCAAGAAAUCAGAGAAAAGUAUUCAGACUGCUUAGAUUUUGGGAAAAUUGGAUCCCAUUCUUUAAAUGACUUUUUAGUUUUGGAACAAAAAGGAGUUUUGGAUGUCGUCAAGCUUCCGUUUCCUUUUAACCUUUCGGAUUCCUCGAUAAAGAAAGAUUCUUACGCUGCUGUUGCUCGUAAGAUGGCAAAAAAACAAGGAAUUGAGCACACAGUUUUGAAUAUUAGAGAUGCUGCGUCAGUAGCAAAAUUCGCUUGGUCACUUAAAAAGACAAAGUAUAGAAGAGUGUAUGGAUUAUUAUGCGCUAUAGCACUAUAUAUGAGGAAGAUGGAAGUUCCUGGAAAUGAACUUUUUCAGAUUCUCUCUUUGGUAUGGCCUAAGCUUUAG